Chrysochloris asiatica (Cape golden mole) is the source of this 849-nucleotide messenger RNA. It is a transcript of the gene PNMT, whose product is annotated as phenylethanolamine N-methyltransferase. The transcript is spliced from 3 exons. The coding region runs from base 1 to 849 and encodes 282 amino acids. Gene Ontology annotation, molecular function: phenylethanolamine N-methyltransferase activity. Gene Ontology annotation, cellular component: cytosol. The record is from RefSeq and is a predicted model, not a curated record. NCBI's taxonomy places the organism in Eukaryota, Metazoa, Chordata, Mammalia, Afrosoricida, Chrysochloridae.
AUGAACAGCACAGACCCAAGCCAUGCUGCGGACGAAGCCCCUGACAAGGACCAGGGCCGAGUGGCAGUCGCCUCAGCCUACCAGAGCUUUGAGCCCCGUGCCUACCUUGGCAACAACUAUGCACCCCCUCGUGGGGACCUGAGCAAACCCGAUGGCGUGGGGCCUUGGAAACUGCGCUGCUUGGCACAGACCUUUGCCACUGGUGAGAUAUCUGGCCACACCCUCAUUGACAUUGGCUCAGGCCCCACCAUAUACCAACUGCUCAGUGCCUGUGCCCACUUUGAGGACAUCACCAUGACAGAUUUCCUGGAGGUGAACCGCCAGGAGUUGGAACUCUGGCUUCGGGAGGAGCCUGGGGCCUUCAACUGGAAUGUGUACAGCCAGCAUGUCUGCCUCAUUGAAGGAAAAGGUGAGUCCUGGCAGGAGAAGGAAUGUCAGCUUCGAGCUAGGGUGAAGCGGGUCCUGCCCAUUGACGUACAUCAGUCGCAGCCCCUGGGUACUGGGAGCUUGGCACCCCUGCCUGCUGAUGCCCUGGUCUCUACCUUCUGUCUGGAGGCUGUGAGCCCGGAUCUUGCCAGCUUCCAGCAGGCCUUGGAUCACAUCACCACGCUGCUAAGGCCUGGGGGGCACCUCCUCCUCAUCGGGGCCCUGGAGGAGUCGUGGUACCUGGCUGGGGAAGCCAGGCUGAUGGUAGUCCCUGUCCGUGAGGAGGAGGUGAGAGCAGCGCUGCUGCACAGUGGCUAUGAGGUACGGGAUCUACGCACCUACGUCAUGCCCGCCCACCUGAGGACAGGUGUGGACGAUGUCAAGGGCAUCUUCUUUGCCUGGGCCCAGAAGAAGGUCAUAUGA